GGGAAUAUUGAAGCGAAUUCGAAGAAAGAGAAGAGAGAUGAGGUUGACGGGCCGAGCGGAGAAAAAUCACAAUGUUCAAUUAAUGCCAGCCAAAUGGAAAAAUCACGACUUGGCGAAGAAAAUGCAAUGCAUUUCUCUCUCAGCUGGAAUGGGGGGACGGGGAGCCCGAAUGGCGCGGACCGUCAGCAUCCAUCACAUCUGGCGGCCCGCCUGAAAAUGCAAGUAGCAAAAACAGCACAUACAUAUUAUCAAGGAUUUUUUAUCACAAGCCAAGCGAGUAGAAAAAGAAAAGAAAAAGCAUAGUAACAAGCAGGCACUGGCUGGCCCCUCUCCCUGCGGGCGGCAUUCUCCCCU
This is a messenger RNA of Kickxella alabastrina, 354 nucleotides long. RefSeq lists its product as uncharacterized. The coding region runs from base 94 to 303 and encodes 69 amino acids. The transcript has a single exon. Lineage: Eukaryota; Fungi; Kickxellomycota; Kickxellomycetes; Kickxellales; Kickxellaceae. The record is from RefSeq and is a predicted model, not a curated record.